AUGGUUUUGCAGGUUACCAAAUUAUCAGUUUUAAUUGAAAACAAUGACUUGGGCAACAGUGUUCGAAGAGUAGUUGGACGCAUGUUUAACGAUAACAUUUUGUCAUAUUAUUCAUUAUUUGGGUUCAAACAAAAACUUUCAUUUUCAAGUCUUUUGAGUUAUUGUGUGAUAAUAGAUUCAAUCAGGAAAUCAGUUAAAUACAACAAUGUUCCAGAAAAAGACAUAGAUAACUGUUUGGAUACUUGGCUGUCUCAUGCACCUUUUAGAAUUAAAAAAAAAGAAGCAAAAAAUCUCAAAUGA
Molecule: messenger RNA, 300 nt
Organism: Macrosiphum euphorbiae (potato aphid)
Lineage: Eukaryota; Metazoa; Arthropoda; Insecta; Hemiptera; Aphididae
Source: the annotation of a GenBank genome assembly